CGCUUCCGGUUUGUAUAACGUGGUUGCGGUAAAGUGAUCUCGACGACUUUUACCGCGUUUGCGAGCUUACCUCAAUUUCGUCAGGAAUUAUCGACUGUCGCUUUUUUCCCAUUCGUUACUAUUGCCUGCAGUUCUUCAAGAUGAUCGUUGAUAACGCGCUUGCGCGGGUAAUGAGCAGGGCCAAGCAGGCGGACGAAUUGCUCGCUUUGCUCACUGCUCAGCUGGAAUCUUUGCGUGCUGCUAGAAGAGAGCGAUAUGUUGAAGCUGAAUGUGCCCGUUUACGAAGCGAAAACGAACAGCUCCGCCAAGAGGUCGAAGCAUGGAAAAAUCGCCUCGAGGCAGCCGAAGCUGGCAACGGUAUCGCGCCAGUAGGUGCUUCCGCGCAACUAGCGAAACCUGAGCAGCCAGCUCAAACAAAUAACGCUAGGCCAGCUGCACGAGCCGUAUCGCAGAAGCCUGGCGAUGCUGGUGCCGGCGAUCAGCCCAAGAAACGCGCUGGGCCCGCAGUAGACGCAAAAGCACCCCCGGCAAAAAAAGCGGAUGCUAAGAAAAAGCUGGAAGACAACGAUGACUCUAAGCCAGUAGAUGUGAGCCGACUUGACCUGCGUGUGGGAAGAAUCGUGAGCGCAGUCAAGCACCCUGACGCCGACUCUCUAUACGUUGAGCAGGUUGACGUAGGUGAGGGAAAACCUCGUACAGUUGUCUCGGGACUGGUAAAAUUUGUGCCGCUGGACAAGAUGCAGAACCGCAUGGCUGUACUUCUGUGCAAUCUGAAGCCUGCCAAGAUGCGUGGUGUCACAUCGGAAGCCAUGGUCAUGUGUGCGAGUACUCCAGAGAAAGUUGAAAUUCUGGCUCCUCCUCCAGGUGCUCAACCAGGCGAUCGUGUUGUCUGCGACGGUUAUCCAGGCCAGCCAGACGCACAGCUGAACCCCAAGAAGAAAAUUUUUGAGCAGGUGGCCCCCGAUCUCAAGACUGACGGUGAAAAAAGGGCAACUUACAAAGGCCAACAAUGGCUUGUUACUGGCUGUCAGGGCCAUGUGACUGCAGAGACAUUAUGCAAUGUCCAGAUUAAGUAGUUUACUAGUAUGAGCAGCAGUAUGAUGUGUGCUUAUGAUGAAAAUAAGCAGAACAAGUGGUAACUCUUAUUGCUAAAUACCAAAAGUGUACCGACAAGUUAAACUACACAUAUACAAAAUUGCAUCAUGCACAUUGCUAGGUUAAUAAAAAAUUUACGGUAUAUGCAGAAUACAGCAAGUGCUAUACACAUGAAGUUACAUUACUGUGCUUUUGUCAUAAGUUAUACAGACUGUAUUUGGUUCUUUGUCAAUCUCAUUGUUCUUUAAGUCUUCUAAUAAACCUUUUUGAAAUACAA
Messenger RNA from Dermacentor andersoni, 1372 nucleotides. RefSeq names its product aaRS-interacting multifunctional protein 1 (gene AIMP1). Lineage: Eukaryota; Metazoa; Arthropoda; Arachnida; Ixodida; Ixodidae. Gene Ontology annotation, molecular function: tRNA binding. The record is from RefSeq and is a predicted model, not a curated record.